Molecule: messenger RNA, 688 nt
Organism: Paramecium pentaurelia
Lineage: Eukaryota; Ciliophora; Oligohymenophorea; Peniculida; Parameciidae
Source: the annotation of a GenBank genome assembly
AUGUUAAAACCACAUCAAGUGUUGCUGCAUGAGUUUGCUGAGCUGAUAUUGAAUCAGAGAGUAGAAUAGAAACCAUCAAGUUUGAGACAUUCAAAUGUCUUGAAUUUAUGGUAAAUAAAAGGAAUAUGGGUGAAUGAGAAUUCAGAUUUAAGAUUGCAGAUCAAUUUCUACAUAUAGAAAUGGAAUACUCGGAUUCUAGUUGAAGUUUGGGUCUUAGAAGUAAUCAUAACAAACGAGUAAUAGAACAACACUAAAAAGAUAAUUUAAGAUAAGCCAUUAGGAAUUUAAGAAAACACAACGACUAGCACUAUUGUAAUCAAGGAGUAUAUUAGCAAUUUUGGCCAAUCUUCCACUUUCUCAAGAAAUCCCUUCUUUCAACAAGCAUAUGAAGAUAGUAUACAAUAUUGAGAACACUUCAAUUCCAAACCAUUUCCAAACUAUCAAUUUUCCAGUGAUCCCUUGUUCAAGUAAAAAGGUCACUUAUUUGUACAUGCAAGUCCAUUAUUAGAAGGAAAUUAUAUUCUCUCCAUAACCAAAAAUUGCAUAAAAACCAAUCACUUAAAGAGAAGAUACUGAGAUGAGCAUCUUGCAUCAAAUUCAGAAGAAUUUCCGAAAGAGAACCAAAGCUUCUUCUUAAAUUGCUGAGACUCUUGAAUACUUUAAUUUAAUAAAUUAAACUUUGAAAUGA